Molecule: messenger RNA, 2565 nt
Organism: Stylonychia lemnae
Lineage: Eukaryota; Ciliophora; Spirotrichea; Sporadotrichida; Oxytrichidae
Source: the annotation of a GenBank genome assembly
AUGCUAAACAAUGAGAUUAAAACCAAGCAAAACUUGAUUAAGAGAAUACAGACACCUGGAGGGUAGCCGCGAUAAUCCCAGUAAAAUACAAAUGCAGCUAAUCUGCAAAAUGAAAUUGAAGCUAGAGAUAAGCAGAUAGAGCUUUUAAAUGAUAGAGUCGUAGUAUAGGAUCAUGAGUUGAGGGAACUUAGAGGAUUAAAAGCAUCUCUUGAACAGCUCAAGAAACUUGAGUCAGAACUCGACAUAAAAGACCAGACAAUUAGCGAAUUAAAGAAAAAGAUCAUGAUUUAAGAAGAAGCGAUUAGCUCCUGGAUUGAGACAAUGGAUGCAAAAAAGAAGUAACUUUCAGAAUCUGAGAAGAAAUUAGAAGCAUUGGAUCUGGAAAACGCCUCACUGCUAAGUAAGAAUGCUUAGUACAAAGAUCAAAUGGAAGAUUAUGAGUUGCGUUUGAAGGCGCUAGAGGAUCAAUUGAAUGAUAAAAAAACACAGAUUGAAAAACUUGCCAAAGAAGUGCAAAGUUUAAGGAACAAUAAUGAUGAGGUGAACAGAUUGAGAGAGUCAUUUAUAGAUGAACUUAAAAAACAAGUAGAUGAUAAGGAUGUGUAUAUAGAAGGACUAAAUAAGUAAAUUCUAGAAAUAAGAUAGACUAAGCAAGAAGAGAUAGAAGGUUUGAUAUAGAAAUAAGAUAUCUUAAGUUAGUAAUGGUCCAUUGAGAAAUAAGAAAUGGGGAGUAACUAUUCUAAUUUGGAGUAAUAGCUUUAGCAGUUACAAUCUGAGUAUGAUAACUAUAAGCAAGAAAGGGAGAUAGAGGACUUAUUAGUUGUUAAGUUCGAUAUUGAAACUAUAGACGAGUAAAUGCUCACAGAUUAAAAUAUCAAGAUUGAAGAUUUAGAGUAGGAAAAAGCGAAGUUAGAGGCUAGGAUUCAGUAGAUUUCGCAGGAGUUCAACUUGGUCAUUAGCGAUAAGAACACCUUGGCCGAAAAAAUUCAUAUGUUUCAAACUAAAUGCAAGAAUUUAGAAGAAAUGAUGAAGAAAAAUGAAGAUGAGUCCUCUGAAAAUCUAAAGAAAAUGAGAAGAGAAAAUCAGCUGCUAAUAGAUAAAAAUACUAAUCAAGACAAGGCGUUGUAAGAUCUUAAAGCUCAGAUUGAGCAAAUUAUGGAACAAAAGAGGGAAGAGAUAUCUAAAAUUAAAAAGGACCACGAAGUCUAAUUACAAAAGGAAUCUGACAGUAAAAAGAUCUUAGAGAAGCAAUUUAAGCGUUCUCUUCAGGAAAAAGAUCUGCUAGAGUCUAAGCUAAAGCAAUUUUAUGAGGAGCUGACUAAAGUAGAAGAGAAGAUUAAUUCCAAAAACAAUGAGAUUUAAAAACUCUAGGAUAUCAUAACAAAGCUAAAUAAACAGAUAGAAGAGCUAAAGUAAAUAAUAGCAAAUAAGAAGAAAUAAGAGUAACUAGACUAGCAAGAUCUAGAUAAUAAGCUGAAAGAAAAAGAUAAUGAGAUGCAGGUGCUCAAAGAGAUGAUCAAAGGUACUAAAUUGCAACUAAAAUCUAAGGAUACAGACAUUUAACGAUUGAUGAUUAAGAUAAAGCGAUUAGAAAAAACAAAUGAAAUCAGAGAAAGCGUUAUAUAAGAGAAUAAUAACCAUCAUAAUAAUUAGCAUGUACAACAUUAGCAAAGAAAUGUUAAUAAAAGCCUGCAGCAUAAUGCUGAGUCAAGGCACUCAUUGCACGAAAGCAAUGAUCCUGUAGAAUAACAUUAGUUUUAGCAGUAAAAUUCUAAUAACUCCUUUAUUCUACCUCCUAUUUAAAGUAAUAAUAGCAGUAACACUGCUCAAUAGCAAGGCAAACCUCCAUAGGGUGCUAGUAACAAUUAUCCUAAAAGUACGGGAAAGAGACAUUCACAGAAGUAUUAAAACUUGAAGGUUGGUUAAAUGAGGAAUCAAGACUUGGCUAAUUUGCAAAAUCCCUACAAGAAUCUAGCUUAAGUCGAAACUAGCCUUUAAUCCUUAACCCCUAAUAAAAUUCCAACAAACCUCAAUAAUAUGGCAUUGAUAAAUUCAAACAACGAGAGUCAAAAUGGUACAAGACAUCCAAGCAGGAAGCAUCGAGAACUGGACUAAUUAGUAAAUCGCAAUUAAAGCGACAAAAGGCUCAAAAUAUAAAAUUAGUAUAGUGAAAAUUAAAAAGUUUAAUCAAAAGACAUUAAUACUUUCAAUAAUCCUAAUGAUAUAACAAUGGUUAAUUAGGCUAAUGGCUACACUAAUAAUAAAGAUGAAAGUAUGGAUACAAGCAUGAUAAAACAUAAAUCAAGCACUAAAACUCUGGGUAGAAUAAGCAACUCUUAGAACUCAGCCAUUCAGAGGAAAAGAAGCAGCAUCUCAUCUAAAAAAUAAUAGUAACUACUUACUGAGUAGGAUUAUGAACAGUAAUUCGAUGAUGAAUAGGAAUAAAUGCAGCAAUAAUAGCAACUACAACAAUAGCAGUAGUAAUUUAAUCUUGAUAAUGAUCCAAUGGAUGAGUUUAUGGAAUAGUAGAAGCUGCUAAUGAGCUAGUUAAAUCAGAAUUUAUGA